AUGGCAACAUUAAUACAAGAUAAUUGGUUUGUAAUAAAGCAAGAGAAAGACAUUGGAAGCACCUUAAAAGGGACAAUCGGCAAGGGGAGCAUAGGGCAAUUACUCGUGUCAAUUGCAAGGCUAGGAUUCGUUUCAUUCGUCACUAUAGGACGGGGUGGAUAUGAUAAAGUUGGUUUUACCAGCAAAGACCUACAUAACCACAUUAGUAAGACUAGGCGUGGCCAAGUGAAAGACGAUGAUGCUUUUGCUGCGUUGGCUUAUCUGUUGUCCAAAGCAGACAAUGACCCAUUAUUUCUAGGAAAGUUCACCUUAAAAGAUGGUAAGUUAGAUAAUUUGGUGUGGGUUGAUAGAGCAAUCGUUGUUGAUUGCGAAUGUUUUGGCGAUGUACUGGCUUUUGACACCACUUACAAGAAAAAUGUCUACAACAAGCCCUUAGUCAUAUUUUCAGGGACCAACCACCAUGGUCAAACAACUAUCUUUGGAUGCGCCUUGCUUUCGGAUGAAAGGUCAAAAACUUUCAAGUGGGCACUGAAGAAAUUUUUGGAAAUCAUGUCAGACAAACUAUUUGGAGGCGUUAUGACAAACAGGGACCCGCUAUGA
Messenger RNA from Arachis ipaensis, 600 nucleotides. Its product is annotated as protein FAR1-RELATED SEQUENCE 5-like. NCBI's taxonomy places the organism in Eukaryota, Viridiplantae, Streptophyta, Magnoliopsida, Fabales, Fabaceae. The record is from RefSeq and is a predicted model, not a curated record.